GCUGCAACAUGCUUUAAAGUGCAUCGGGGGAGCAGGUGUGAGAGUCCUGGCGGUGGCGCAGUUCAUCCUUUAUGCCCUGAAGGCAGGGCUAUGGCCUCAGAGGCAGUGCCGGGAUUGUCUCUUCCUUGGGGUGAGGUUGGAAGAGUUUCCCGGCAGCCACCUCAGGGCCUGGUGACCUUUGAGGACGUAACUGUGUUUUUCGAGGCAGAGGAAUGGGCUCUGCUGGAUCCGCGCCAGAAAGCUUUGCAUAGGGAAGUCAUGGAAGAGAAUUAUGAGACUGUGGCCUCUCUAGUUUCAGACCUCAAUUCCUGUUACGAAGAAGGAGAAGAUCCACUUAUCCGGCAUCCUAGAAAAGAGGAGAUAUCAAUAGACGUUCUGAAACCAGACCCCGUCUCUAUGCUUGGAGAAACCCCAACAGGGCAGGCCUCCGAGGAUGGGAAGAAAUUGGCAGAUGAUGUGCCGAAUAAUGGGAAUUCUAGGGAGCGGUGGACUUUGUCGCCAGAGAUCAUCAAGAGCGAAGUAACAGAAGAGAUGGCAGAAGAGAUGCAGAACAAUGGGAAUUGCAGGCAGCAGUGGAUUUUGCCAUCGGGGAUCGUCAAAACUGAAGCGACCGAAGAGAUGACAGAAGAGAUGCAGAACAAUGGGAAUUAUUGGGAGCAAUGGACUUUGUCAUCACAGAUCGUCAAGAGUGAAGCAAUAGAAGAGAUGACCGAGAAUCUGAUGGGAAUAGAAUGGGAAGAACAAAAUAAUUCAAAGUAUGGGAGGGUGAAAGCAUUUGAUGGUCAGAAUCCUAACAUCCAGCCGACUCCGAGGAAAAAAGUGAGGCCAUCAACUUUUUCGAAGUGGAAGCUGGAAAAUCCGUGGCUGGAAAUGUUUGCUGAUGUUAUGAUAUGCCUCGUCUGCAAAGAAUUUGCACGGGCUGAGGAUACGAGUUUCGUGAAAGGCUGCGCAACAUUCAAGAUUGAAACGAUAAAAAAACACGGUGCAUCUGCUACUCACCAAAAAGCUUGCCGUGCUCAAUUAGCCAGGUUGAAUCCAGUGUCCGCACCACAAUCAGUCCCAACAGUGCAGGAAUUAAGAACGAUGGACAGCAGUUUGCACAGUAACUUGGAGAAGCUGUUCAAUACGGCAUACUUCAUCGUCAAGGAGAACUAUUCGUUUGACGACUUCCCCGCGUUAUGUGCACUGCAGAAGAAAAACGGCUUGAUAGUAGGCGAGACGUACAGGAAUGACAAAGCAGCCAAACAGUUUGCUCAUUACAUUGCGGAGAGCCUUCGCCUGGAGCUCAAGUACAAACUGAGUAAAGCAAAUUUCUUUGGGAUUUUGGCCGACGGCUCGACGGAUAGAUCGAACGCGGCUUGCGAGAUUGUUUACUUUUAUUAUAUAAAUAAAGCUGAAGUGAAAUGCAGUUACGGAGCCCUUAGGGAAUGUCCUGGUGAGAAUGCAGUGGACGUGAAGUCUACCAUUGAGUCGGUUCUCGAUGAGUACGUACCCGAUUGGAAAAGCAAGCUGACGGCAAUAAGUUUCAACGGGGCUAGCGUUGAUACGGGCGGCGCAUCUGGGGUUGCAAAAUUGUUCCAGGACAGCUGCCCAGGUCUGGUGGCCGUGCACUGCGUCGCUCACCAACUGGAGCUUGCAAUAGGGGAUGCCUUGAAGUCCGUCAAAUUUGCCGGGCUUGCCGAAGAUGUCGUGAAGGGGAUAUACACGUUUUACCACGGCAAUCCUAAAAGGACAAAGGAGCUGAAAGAGAUCGGCGAAGUCCUGAACGAGAAAGUGCUUCGCCACAUGGGCAUCACCGGAAUCAGGUGGCUGCAGUCGAAGAACUCUGCCGUGAAAGCCUUGGCCAACAAUCUGCCCGUAGUUGUGGUGCACCUGCAGCAGAUUGUGAGCGGCUCUAGCACAAAGCCGGACAGGAAGGUGGAGGCCAAGCUGAAGGGGUACUUGAAGCGCUUGAAGUCGGAACGGUUUGUCAGGUUUUUGUUUUUCAUGGACGACGUUACGCACACGCUGACGAGGCUAUCCGAGGUGUUUCGGAGGAAGUGUGUGUCCGUCAGCGAUGUCAAAACCAGCUUGACGGCGACGAAAGAGAGGCUGCAGCGGAUGGUGAAAGACAGCGGCCCUCAGCUGCAAAAGUUUGAAAGCGCCGCGCGGCUGGAAGGCGGUGUGUUGGUGUACAAAGACGUGGAAAUCCUUAGCAGCGCAAGCGAAGUUGGCUGCUUUGAGGAAGAUCGGCGCGUCUUGCUGAGUUCCAUCGUGGAAGCGAUCGACAAAUGGUUUGACCGCAUCGGAAACGACAGAGUUCUGCGGAAUGUGGAAAUAUUUGACCCGUGCAACAUACCCAAACCAGAAAGGGACACGUCUGCGAGUAGCCACGGAGAAAAAGAAUUGAGCGAACUGAUGCAAGCUUUGCCCAGCAAUGUGAGAGUCGACAAGGAAGCCAUCUUGGAGGAGUACCAAGAGUUCAAAGUGUGGGCUGGCAACAAGACGAGCAUCACAUGUGAAGAAGCUUGGCAGCGCCUUCAAGCAGAGUCAACGGCUUCUGCUUCGUAUAUUAAUAUAUGCAAAGUUUUGAACUUUUUACGGGUCCUGCCGCUGAGCACUGCCGAAUGCGAGAGGGGGGUCAGCCAACUAAACCUGGUUAAAACCGACAGUCGGAAACGUCUGCUUGCGACAACCAUUGACGACUUGCUGAUGAUCAAGAUGAAUGGUCCGGACCUAGAGAUUUUCAACGCUGCAAAUGCAGUUAAUUUGUGGUGGAACGAUGUUGCCAGGGGGCGCAUUAGGAGACCCCACUUUAAAAACAAAGACUAGGGUAUUUUAAAAAACCGAAGUGUGGUCCCAAUAUUUUUACUGUAUAAACGAAAUGAAACAG
Lacerta agilis (Sand lizard) is the source of this 2872-nucleotide messenger RNA. Its product is annotated as zinc finger protein 862-like. The record is from RefSeq and is a predicted model, not a curated record. NCBI's taxonomy places the organism in Eukaryota, Metazoa, Chordata, Lepidosauria, Squamata, Lacertidae. The coding region runs from base 91 to 2811 and encodes 906 amino acids. Gene Ontology annotation, biological process: regulation of DNA-templated transcription. The transcript is spliced from 7 exons.